Molecule: messenger RNA, 1470 nt
Organism: Alosa alosa (allis shad)
Lineage: Eukaryota; Metazoa; Chordata; Actinopteri; Clupeiformes; Clupeidae
Gene: lactb2
Product: lactamase, beta 2
Exons: 7
Coding region: 227-1087 (286 amino acids)
Cellular component (GO): mitochondrial matrix
Molecular function (GO): RNA endonuclease activity; single-stranded RNA binding
Source: RefSeq, a predicted model, not a curated record
CAUGUAAACAAAGGGACGACACAGCGGUUGAGUCAAGUUCAGAGUCGAUUAUAAACUGUUUCCCUCGUUCAGGUUGAGUCCAGUUCGGAGUCGAUUAUAAACGGCGUCCCUCGUUCAGGUUGAGUCCAGUUCAGAGUCGAUUAUAAACGGGGUCCCUCGUUCAGGUCAACUCGGUCUGACGCGUGUUAUAGCACGAGGCGUGUUGAAACUUCCUAGCAGCAGGACGAUGACUGCCAUCCUCCCGCGGAUUGAGCAGCUGUCCGCGCGCGUCGUACGGAUCCUCGGCUGCAACCCGGGCCCGAUGACCCUGCAGGGUACCAACACAUACUUGGUGGGCACCGGGAAACGGCGUGUGCUGAUCGACGCGGGGGAGGCGGGGGUUGCGGAGUACAUCUCGUCCCUGCAGCAGGCGCUGGAGCAGCAGAACGCCAGUAUCCAGGAGAUCGUGGUGACGCACUGGCAUCAUGACCACACCGGCGGAGUGCCCGACAUCUGCGCCAGCCUGCCCGGAGGUUGGGACCUCCCAGUGAGUAAGCUGCCUCGCGUGCCUCAUCAGGAAGAGCGAUUGGGGGAGGAGGACAAGAAGACGUACACGUACCUCCGACACGGAGACCUCAUCCACACCGAGGGCGCCACACUCAAGGUGCUGUACACUCCUGGCCACACAGAUGACCACAUGGUGCUGCUGCUUGACCAGGAGGGGGCGCUGUUCUCAGGAGACUGCAUCCUGGGGGAGGGGACUGCAGUGUUUGAGGAUCUCCAUGACUACAUGCGGUCACUACACACACUACUGGACACUAACGCUGACCACAUCUACCCAGGCCAUGGGCCAGUGGUGGUGAACGCUGCCUCUAAGAUCAGAGAGUACAUCACUCACAGAGAUCUGCGGGAACAGCAGAUACUACGAGUUCUUCAGGAGAAGCCCACACACACACACACCGCCGCCGAGUUGGUCAAGAUCGUCUACAAGGACACACCGGAGCACCUUCACAGGGCAGCAGAGGUCAAUCUGACUCACCAUCUCAAGAAGCUUCAGAAGGAAGGACACAUCACUGCAGUUGAGUGCAGGUGGAAGAGUAAUCUCUGAUCUAAGGGCGCUGGAUGCUGGACAGAUGAAAAGACAGAACGAUGUGCACAUGUGGGCAAAGGAAUGAACAGAUGAAUGAACACAUGAAUGAGUAAACAUGAAACAUGCAUGAGUAAACAUGAAUGAACACAUUAAUGAACAAACAUGAAUGAGUAAACAUGAAUGAACACAUUAAUGAGGAAACAUGAAUGAGUAAACAUGAAUAAACACAUGAAUGAACACAUUAAUGAACAAACAUGAAUGAGUAAACAUGAAUGAACACAUUAAUGAGUAAACAUGUGCACAAAGGAAUGAACAUGAGAGCAUUAACUGACAUCAUCUUGAUCUAUUAAACCUAUAUUUGAUAUAUGUUGACUGUUAAUAAAUGUAUUGAUUUAAAAUGG